Molecule: messenger RNA, 4353 nt
Organism: Fusarium pseudograminearum CS3096
Lineage: Eukaryota; Fungi; Ascomycota; Sordariomycetes; Hypocreales; Nectriaceae
Exons: 5
Coding region: 1-4353 (1450 amino acids)
Biological process (GO): regulation of transcription by RNA polymerase II
Cellular component (GO): SAGA complex
Molecular function (GO): transcription coregulator activity
Source: RefSeq, a predicted model, not a curated record
AUGUCGCCCGAUCAUGGAUCGUCGCGGUCGCGACGAGGAGUUUGGAGUCACUGGGUGCCCCUCGCAGUUACACUUACAGUCGCGACUGUAGGUGUGGCUGCUUGGGUAUGGAGCCAGAGAAAGGACACGGAAGAGGAGGACGACAAUGGUCUUGAUUACAGUAACCAUGCCCGUGGAGGCGACCAUCAAGCAUACGGGUCCCGCGAUGUCGGCUCGCGCGACAUUCAAGGACCGGAGAAACCACCACGACCCGAUGGUCAAAGCCACGGAAUUGCGCAUGCGAACGAAGAUGCAACCGGCGGGGGCUGGGGUUCGCGCGUGACUGGUGCUCUGCGACGAACACCGAGCCCGCAGCAGUUCUUCGACUCGACAGGUAAGACUGUGGCGGCGGGUGUCGCAGCUGCAAGCGCAGCUAUGGGCAAGGCGUUAGCCUCCAUUCGCGAGGAGGACAAGAGCCCCUUUGACGAUAACAACCCCUGGCAAGAGGAAGAAGAAGCUAAGAAUGAACGAGCGCCCGCCGAUACGUCGUCCCAACACAUCGGCGGCACUAGGCGACGCAAGACGGUUGCGAUUGUGGUGUCUGCCGAGACAGGCGCCGUGCCUGAAGAGGAGGAUCCUUUCCAUGAGCACGCUUCCAUCCUCUCCCACAUCCCUCGACACAUCGAUCACUCCAAGGUCAAGCUAUUUGUUCUGAUUUACGCUCCUGGUUUGAAGGAACCCGCCGUGGAUACUGCUAAUAGUAACCUUCCGCCACCUUCGCUAAGCUCCUCAUUUUCUAACAUUGGACACGAUCAAGUUCAAACUCCCGCCGAAGAGUCAAAGAACCAGUUCGAAUCUGGAAGCCCUGCCUUCAACUCAAUUUAUUCACAGGCUCUGGGCUUGGUUGAGAAGGAAACCAUGGUUCUCCCUUUUACUACAUCAAAUGGUCAUGUUCACAUCCUGCGACACCUUCAGCCAGAAGUUAUCUAUCUUCAGAAAGCCCUUUCUGGUCAAGAUGGCAGCAUCAUCACGACUCUCCAGACCUGGCUUCGACAUGACGUCAUUCUGAUUGUUGGUGCAGAUGGUGGUUCUGGAGGUUUGGCAGAUAGUGAAUCCGAGGCUGAGCGAUCUACUAAGACCAAAGAGUGGUGGCAGCGAUCUGAAAGAGUUGGAAGAGGGCGUGGAGUUGUGGUUGUCGAUAGUAUGAGGCUAAAUGACGAUUGGGCGCGUCGAGUUCAGGGACGCCCCGCGGCGCAGCGCGACUUCGUCACGAUGGCGCCUGUUGGACCCAUCGUUCAGCAAAAUGUCGCCCACAAAGUAAAGCGACCUAUACCCCCGGGGAUUCAGACAAACGGCGCGAUGAUAUCCUCAAAAUCGUCACCGUCACCAUCAAUGUCCGCCAAAAAGCCACCACCAAGUGCGAAGCAGCCACCACACUCGGCCAGCGACAGGGCGAUCACAGCAUCAUCCGUUCGACCUAUCAACCGAGCUCGACGAGAAACAGCAUCGCAGAUGCAAGGCCGGCACUCUAGGAACAGUGCUGGUCUGCGAUCAGCGUCUAUGGUAGCAGAUCAAAUAGCCCACGACGCGGAACCUCGACCGUAUGUGGUCACAGAUUCAUAUAUCUUAAAUAAGUUCGCCGGUCAACCUCCUUCCCUGAUCAUCCAUUUACACCCCACCCAUUUUCGAUUCGAUAACCAGGAUGGCAUGUUCUCAUACAAGUCGCCUAUGAAAAUCUUCCUCGAGCAUGUCAAAGCCCGGACCAUCCCACAUGACCUUCUACCAUACUUUAAUGAAGGUGGUGUGUCGUUCUAUGAUGGAUGCCUCAUUGUCCAAAUUCACGAUCACAAGUCGCUUGCCGAAGCCAAGGAUGUUGCCAAACCAAAAUCAGCAAAGGGAUCUGCGGUGUUAUCAUCCAUUCACAACUACAAUCAAUGGCUUACACCGUCCCCCAGUGUUCCUUUUCCUCAGGAGAACUCGUCCACUGUAGACGGGAAGGCAAAGGUGGGCAACACGGUAGAAAAGGAAUACUCCCCUAUGCCGCCCCCUGAGGACCAAAAAGAGAAGUCCAAAAAGCCGCUUGUGUUUACUGUAGUUCUCCAUCAAACACCGGAGAGCUUACAGAUGGAUUUAUUCAUCAAAGCCUCAACCCCUCAAGGAACGAAUGACAUGUCAGGCCAACCUCCUUCAACGCCCAUGUCUCUAAUUCCCCCAACACCGACUACUGCCAACAUGCCACCACCGGCGAAGCGUCAGAAGCGCGAAAAGACGGAACUCGACGGUAGCAAUAUUUACGAGGCAGAAGGUCAAAUUCUGUUGGCCACAAACGCCCCUUUAGUGCUUUCCCCCACAAGGACAAUAGAAGAAAACAUCAUUCUGCUCGAAGCAAUGAGUCACCCCAAGCACUCACAACCUCCUCCACAGCCCAAGACACGCAAGCGAACUCGUGCCGAAAUGGCUGCAGACGAGGCUCAGGCCGCAGGUACAGAACGAUUUAUGCUUAUUGCGGACCCGCGUGCAGCAUCUAGUGCAAAUGGGGCCCAGAAUGGCGGUACAGCAGACGUGGAUGCUUCAACUGGUGCAUCCACGUUCGAGCCAAGAUUUGAGCGGUUCAAGGUUAUCGACGAGAUUAUCGCGAAGCACAACGAAAGAAAGGAACAAGAGAAGGCCAAGCAGCAAGAGGCGGAUAGGAAGCUGCAGCAACAGAGAGCACAAGUGCAGCAAGAGGCUGCUCAGAGCGCCCAGAAGAUGGCCCAGGAGGAUCGAAAUCGCAACGAGGCAGCAGCAGCGAGAGAGAAAUCGAUGCGACAGGCUGAACAACAACGGCAGGCUCAAGCACAAGCACAGGCCCAAGCGCAACAAGCUCGUGUGCAAGCCGCAGCCCAGGCCAACCAGGCCAAUCAAAAUGCUCAGCGGCUCAAUGUUAAUCAACAACAUGCCCAUCCUCAGAACAAUGCCAUCACCAAUGGGGCCAAUAGUGCAAGUGCGGGGACACCUCAGUUGGCCAACAACAUGCCUCCACAAGCCCAACCUCGCUUCCAAGCUCAAAUCUCACAACCGCCAGCAUCUUCUCCAGUGGCUCGACAAGGUACCCCUCAACACAUGUCAUCUCCGAUGGUGGGAAGUGUCCCUAUGCAACAAACCAACUCUGGCAUGGCGAACAGUCCCCCACGACCAUCUUCUGUUGUUCAGAACCCAGCCGCUAUGUCCGUUCCUAUGGCCCACGCCAUGUCUUCAAGGGGCAGCCAGCAGAGCCAUCCCUCUGGUACCCCAAGAAUGCCUCACUCAACACCUAGCAUGAACCAGGGCACGCCUAUCAACAGGCCCACUAUGAUAGGUACUCCCCGCAUGACGCAGGUCAGCCCCCCACCAGCUAUGAUAGCCCAGAACUCGCAACCAGGCCAAGGUAUCAUGAUGAAUAACCAAGGCAUGAACCAGCAAAAUCCUCAUUUUGCUCAACAGCUAGCGCAGCAACGUGCCCUUCAGCAACAGCAGCAACAGCAGCAACAGCAACAGUUGGCAGCGAUGCAAAAUAGCAUCAACAAUGGUAACAUGUCCCAGAUGAGCCCACAACAGCAACAGCAAAUGAUGCAGAUGAUGCAGAGGCAACUCAUUGCUCAGCAACAGGCUCAGCAGCAAGGCAAUAUGAUGAGCCCCCAACAACAACAGCAGCAGCAACAGAUGGCUGCACAGUAUGCUCAGCAAAUGCAAAACAUGUCAGGCAACCAGAUGCGACAAUUCCCACCGCAAAUGCAGGCACAGUUACAACAAAUGAUGCGCUUGAACCAGAUGAACGGCCAGAUGGGCAACAGUCCCAUGCAACGUCAAACCAGCGAGCAGAUGAUGAAUGGCAAUAACAUCAACAUGCAAACGUACCAAGCAAUGCAACAGGCUCAACAGCAACAGGCCCAGCAGCAGCAGCAACAACAACAGCAGCAGCAGCAGCAGCAACAGAGUCAACAUCAAAUGGGUCAAAUGGGUCAAGGAAGCGUCCAAGCCCAAGUUCAGCAGCACGCCAGAAUAGUCUAUCAAAAAAUGGUGGCACAUGCAAUUACCAAGCAUGGGUCAGUGGACAAAAUCCCGCCCGAUCUAAUGUUGAAGAUCAAGACUGCAAGUAUGAACCAAGCCACAAGUGCUGUCCAACAAAAUUUUCAGCGGAGGCAACAGGCCCAACAGCAGCAGCAGCAACAGAUGAUAAUGCAUCAGCAGCAACAGCAUCAGCAGCAGAUGCAACAGAUGCAACAACAGCAGAUGCAGCAGCAACAAAUGCAGCAGCAGAUACAGCAGCAGCAGCAGCAGAUGCAGCAACAACAUUUACAACAGCAACAGCAAAUGCAAGGGAUGAAUGGCAUGAUGGGUGGCCAGGGGAUGUGA